UCUGAGUUUCUGUGCAACAAUAAAACAGCAGCAAACAAAAGAGCGCAGAGAGAGAGGUGCAAGGACGAUUCUUGACCUGCUCAGUGCUGCUGCGACGUCGUUUUCUGCUGACUCAUGGGAUUUUUCAGAAGGAUAGCUGGAUUGCUAGGGUUUGCAAAGGACGAACAUGAUUCCAAGGAUAAUGCCGACGAUGAACCCAACCUUCAACCUCGUACCACGACGUCGCGCUUCAAAGAAACUGGUGUUCCUAGAAAAGGGCUUAGCGUCCCUGCCCAGGUGGUCGUCGAUCGCCCUCACUUUGGUCCCGUUCUCACUCUUUCUUCGUCCGGCGACGGCGGAGUUCAGGGUCUGAGGUGGUAUGCAAAGCGACUUAGGAUAGAUGAAGAUGGAGAUGUAGCGGAUGAAUUCCUUGAUGAGGUUUCUUCAGAGACGCCAGGAUUUGCAGUAGAUCAUCAUAAAACAGUGGCAAGAUUUACACUGAAGAACGGUACUAAGCCAGUCACAGUGAAGAAACAGGUCCUAUCAGAUGGGAAAAUUCAGCAGUGUGUGGAACACCAGGGCAGAUUGCAGUGGGUAUAAAAAAUCUUAUUAGAAAUUGGUCUGACUAUUAAAAUUCGUUGGGUUUUAUCUGUUUAGUCGUGCAUACUGGGGGAACCUGAAGUCAAAAACAACUAAUAUUUUUAUUGAGCUUUACUUGAUGGUUCCUUUUUGCUCUUUGGUUAUGUCUUUCACUAGCUAUGAGUAUGUCUGGGAAUUGCUGCAUUUGGUGAAAGUAUGUGGGAAUUAAAUGUACAAUUUAAGUCCGAGUCUGUUACCCUACAAAAUGAGCUGCCGAAUCUCAUGUCCAAGCUAUUGAGAAUCUAGCAGUUGAGAAUCUUUUUAGUACAGACAUUGAAUAAUGUAGAAGGGUUUGUGAGGAGAUUUAUGAAGCUCUGAACUUCUACUAGUAGACACUUGAAGUGAAGUUAUUCCUAGUGAGGUACGGUAGUUUCCUGUAAGUAUUGAAGUGUGAUUCUGCUAAUUAAUUGUGACAAUCUGUUCUUUGCUUCUCCUUUUUAGCUAUUGCUUUAAUUUUGUGU
Messenger RNA from Gastrolobium bilobum, 1079 nucleotides. RefSeq lists its product as uncharacterized. The record is from RefSeq and is a predicted model, not a curated record. NCBI's taxonomy places the organism in Eukaryota, Viridiplantae, Streptophyta, Magnoliopsida, Fabales, Fabaceae. The coding region runs from base 115 to 579 and encodes 154 amino acids. The transcript is spliced from 2 exons.